Messenger RNA from Moneuplotes crassus, 944 nucleotides. The record is from the annotation of a GenBank genome assembly. Lineage: Eukaryota; Ciliophora; Spirotrichea; Euplotida; Euplotidae.
UUUGCUUUUCAUGCUGUUGAUCUCUUCUGGACGGGCUAUGGGACCUGUGCUCACCAGCUUUGUAAAGAGUCCUGAUCUUGAUUUGAGAGACUUUGUAUCUAGGGUUGAUGUUAAUUCUAAAUAACAGUAUCUUGUUCAUUACACUUCUUAGGUUGAUUGGACUUGACCUCAGUAAUUUUCGGAUUCCCAUAGUCUAUGUAUGGCAACUCAGAGAAUUCCUGCUUGAUGUUGUUCUUGAGUGUGAUAAUUUUAGCUGAAUAUAACGAUAUCCUCGGUAUUGCUUAGGGUUUUCUAUGAGUUCAGAAACUUUAGUAGACAAGUGGUUUCUGAGCUGAACUAUUAUUUUGUCAAUCUGGCAAUGUCUUACUUUAAGAAGCUUUCUGGCAUCAUUACAAGAAUUAUCCAGGAUAAAGGUCAAGAGGCUUUUGAAGAGAAGUCAAGAUGAAUCAGAACGAGAAUUGGACAAUACUUUUUGCCAAAAUAUCUUGGCCAAAACACUUCAUCUUGCUCAGAGUUUGAUGGGAUUAUUCUGAGCUUCUCAGAACAGCCAUUCGAUGAUGAAAGGAGUAUCAUCCCUUUGCUUUUAAAGUUUGGAUUAAUAAUAGUCCUUAUUCUCAUAGAAUGGCUUGUAAUAAGACUUCUACGAAAAGAGUGGCAGAUUUAUAAUAACUGAAAGGACAAUAAUGAAGUGCAAAGAUUGAUAUCGUCUCACAAAACUCGGCCAUCUAGCUCCCUCUCGCCAAAUAUGAACUCAAGAGUAUGUCUUAAUAGAGAUACUUCUUCUAUAUCAAAAGGAGAUAAAUCAGUACCUCCUGUUGAGUUGAAGGAGUACGAGAUUAGAUUUGCUAAUGAUUAUUACCAAAACUCUGAAGGUUCAAACUAACCUUCGAAGUUAUCGCUUCAUCAUGUAGAAGCAUAUCUAUUAUUCUUCUAACUUGUUUAUA